Messenger RNA from Histoplasma capsulatum G186AR, 1665 nucleotides. RefSeq names its product DUF602 domain-containing protein. Gene Ontology annotation, biological process: mitotic DNA replication termination; site-specific DNA replication termination at RTS1 barrier. Lineage: Eukaryota; Fungi; Ascomycota; Eurotiomycetes; Onygenales; Ajellomycetaceae. Gene Ontology annotation, cellular component: nucleus. The transcript is spliced from 3 exons. The record is from RefSeq and is a predicted model, not a curated record. Bases 24 to 992 code for a protein of 322 amino acids.
CAGAAUAAUACCAAACUAAAAACAUGGGUAAUGAUGGCGGAAGUAUUCCAAGGCGAUGCGAACUUGUGAAGUCCGCAACACGUAAUCCCACGACUACCGAGCUUAAAGAAACCCUACGCGAACACUUAGAGCAUUACUGGUCGACUUGCCCUCUCUCGCAUAAGCAGCUGCUUGCGCCUAUUGUAUCUGAUUCCAGCGGAACUCUCUAUAACAAGGACGCGAUACUAAAGUUUCUCCUGCCGGCAGAUGACACGGAAGAUAUUAGCUCGAAAGCCGACUGCGAAGAGAUAUUAAAAGGAAGAGUCAAAGGGCUUCGCGAUAUUGUGGAAGUAAAGUUCGAGAUCGAUGAUGGUGGGGACGGUAAAAAGCGCAGGGUCUGUCCUAUCACUCGUAAAGAGCUGGGUCCAAACGUGAAGUCAGUCUACCUAGUUCCCUGUGGCCAUGCGUUCUCAGAAGAAGCGAUCCGAGAAAUGAAAUCCGACAAAUGCUUACAGUGUAACGAGGGGUACCUUCUCCAAAACGUUAUUCCUAUUCUCCCGUCGCAGGACGCUGAAAAGAAGCGCUUGAUAUCUCGUGUGCAAGAUUUGAAUAGCCAGGGCUUGACACACUCGCUUAAGAAGGCUCCUGGCUCCAACAAGAAACGAAAGAAAAACGGGAAUAGCGCUGAAUCCACUGCUUCUACAACAACCGGUUCUGAACCGGCUUCUGCUCUCGAUAGCGGAACAGCUACCUCCAAACAUCAAUCUGCACCCAGCAGUAGACCUGAUAGUGUGACAUCCACUCCAGCGCCUUCAGGAAUUAAGAAUGCUGCAACAGCGCGGCUGACAGCUCGCGUACUUGAGGAGGAGAGGGAACGCAAUAAACGACGGAAAAUGAUAGGUGACAACGAAACAAUACGAAGUCUCUUCUCGUCCGAUUCUACGAGAGAGCGAGGCAAGGACUCUGAUUUCAUGACCAGAGGCUAUUCGAUACCAACGUCGGCGAAAAGAUGAGACUUUUGAAACGUUGGGUAGCCUCAUCAUGGGUUCCUCCCUGUUCACAAGUAUGCUAUACCCUGCACUAGCAGCUUCUCUAGGGUUCUCGCCAGUGACCCACCUGCCGUUAUAUUUAGGCUGAGGUUUUCGGAGAGUUCCUUGUCCUAAACUACCUUCAAUAUGUUGGAUGCAAAGGCUUGCGAAACUCAUGCCAUCCCUGGUUGAUAAUCUGUAGCAAGCCCACAAUUUGCCCAUAAGGCUUUUAUGUGCUUCUAUCCAUCAGAUCCACGCAUUACAAGGAAUUGGCGACACGGGUAUGCGAAUAUGGCUGUGACCAGGUUAGGAUAGAUGUCCUAUAUGUGUGUGAGGUCGAUGUUAGAUGCCGCAAGUCUUCUGGUGAUGACUUGAAGGUAACUUCUGGGGGCUGGUCAAAUAGUUAUUCUUGCCAGUUGCAAAGUUGGAACUGGCCAGAAUAUAUAUAUUCUCCUUCCGCGUCUCCCUGACGGCCAUGUUUGCGACCUUUUUUUCCUUUGCAGGUUGUCGUUGACUUUCGACGGGGUUUUUAAGGGAUAGAACUCAUGUAAUGGAUAAGAAGACGUUAUUGGGAAUUUUGUUUUACGUCGGAAGGAAACUGUGGAUGUUUCCUAUACUUUAUCGAAAUAGGAACUCCUGGGGCCUAGUUAGUUAUUCG